Lotus japonicus is the source of this 423-nucleotide messenger RNA. Its product is annotated as histone H3.3a-like. The record is from RefSeq and is a predicted model, not a curated record. Gene Ontology annotation, molecular function: structural constituent of chromatin; DNA binding; protein heterodimerization activity. Gene Ontology annotation, cellular component: nucleosome. The annotation marks the transcript as partial. The transcript has 2 exons. Lineage: Eukaryota; Viridiplantae; Streptophyta; Magnoliopsida; Fabales; Fabaceae.
GUGAUCCAAAUGGCUCGUUCCAAGCAGACCGCACGGAAAUCCACCGGAGGAACAGGGCCCAGGAAGCAACUAGAGAUCAAGGCCGCCCGCAAAUCUGCCCUGCCCACCGGAAAAGUGAAGAAGCCCCACCGUUACAGGCCUGGAACUGUUGCUCUAAGGGAGAUCCGCAAGUACCAGAAGAGCACCGAUCUUCUCAUCAGGAAGCUUCCAUUCCAGAGGCUGGUCCGGGAGAUUGCUCAGGACUACAAGGCCGAUCUCCGCUUCCAGAGCUCCGCCGUCUGGGCCCUUCAGGAGGCCGCCGAGGCAUAUUUGGUCGGGCUCUUCAAGGACACUAACCUCUGCGCCAUUCACGCCAAGAGGGUGACUAUCAUGCCAAAGGACAUUCAACUCGCACGUAGGAUUAGAGGCGAGAGGUCUCACGUG